UAAGCCUCACCGGGUGACAACACUCGUACAAAUAUAUGUUCGUGCUCGGCGUUUGAAGAUGGGUCGACGGGAACGUCAACUCUUCAGCAAUCUUGUUCCUUUGCACUCUCAACAUGGCGGCUCCUUUCAGUGCGCAAGCGCCCAACGACAUGCUCAAUUCGCUAACGGAGCAAGAAAUGAACGAUUUCCUAAGCGGCUUUGUCACAGACCGUGAUUGGCUAGAAAAUAUGCCCGCGUCGAUGCGAACCGACAGCAAUACCUACCAAGGCACACCUUCAACGCAGGAACAGAGCAGCCUAGUGAGCUCUCUGCCUCUCGCGGCGCCUUUUACUCCGCUUCAACCUCCCGGGGCAGUACAGUGCUUCGAGCAUGGCUGCAACGGUCGCGCCUUUUCAUGCGUUGAAAACUACCGUCGCCACAUUCGAGAACGAGAUCCGUCCAAGAGCGUUGCAUGCCCGUUUUGCUCGCUACGGUUCAGUCGCAAGAGCAAUCUCAAAGUCCACCUCGCCAAUGGGAAGUGCAAGGGCUUCCAGACGGAGGGAGAAGCUGAGCCGAGCUUGGACCACGGAGCUCAGGAGCUGGGCCGAAACCCGUGCGGCGACACAGUCGACACCGAUGAUGGGCACGAUCUGCACGCCACUCCUGCCGCCCACUGCCACCACCCGCACCCGCACACCCCCCCAAUGACAGCCACCUCUGGCACACACACGUACAUCUUGACAUGCAUCUACGUAAACCCGGACCAGAGCGUCUCCGGCGUGGGAACCAAUUGCAUACGCGAUUGCCCGCUGUUGGCGAUGCCUAGGCAGGUGGCUCUUCCAUGCAGGGACCGAUGAGCGAGCCAACGCGCCGGCGCGGCGUUCGGGGUUUCGUGCUACUCCGUGCUGUAUUGUAUGUAACUAGCUAGGUAGUCAAGCGUGACAAGCCAAACCGUCCGAAAUCAGCGCUCACCUCCGCGGCGAAUUCUGCCCGUCGUGCCGUCCUGUCCUGUCCGCACUCGCGCGUGGCGGCGCCUCCGCCCUUCAUUAUCGUCAGGCAUGCAGGAAAUUUCAACAGAUCUUUGCCAGCAAGUCUUGUGAAAAUGUAUCCUGGGUAGACCGAUCUGCAGGAUCCGCUGG
This is a messenger RNA of Dissoconium aciculare CBS 342.82, 1118 nucleotides long. RefSeq lists its product as uncharacterized. NCBI's taxonomy places the organism in Eukaryota, Fungi, Ascomycota, Dothideomycetes, Mycosphaerellales, Dissoconiaceae. The coding region runs from base 114 to 836 and encodes 240 amino acids. The transcript has a single exon. The record is from RefSeq and is a predicted model, not a curated record.